GAAAAUGUGGGAUGACUUAGUGCGUCGCUAGGCGUGGCCAUGUUACUCCACAAGUGUCCCGGACAUCAAAAGCGACAGAGAGAACUGGAGAGAACACCGCACAGAACAGAUCGCCUGAGGCAAAGUGUGCACAGCUAUUAGCUCUGACCUCAAGUUAUGGAGACUCUGUGCUAUGCAAAUUUGCAGUUCUCCCUGGACCUGUUUAAGAAGUUAAGUGAGAUUGACAAGAGUGGUAAUGUCUUCUUCUCACCAUUAAACAUCUCCACUGCUCUCACUAUGGUGCAUUUAGGGGCAGGGGGCAACACUGCCACACAGAUGGAACAGGUAUUACAUUUGAGCAAAAUCAAAGAGUCUGUACACUCUGAAUUUAGCAACCUGAUGUCCAUUAUAAACAACAAGGAAUCAACAUCUGCACUACACAUGGCCAAUCGUUUAUUUGGAGAGAAGACGUUUCACUUUGCAAAAAACUUCCUUGAUGAAACUAGGAAGUUGUACCAAGCUGAACUUGAAGGUGUGGACUUCAUCACUUCUUCAGAAUCAGCAAGGCAAAACAUUAAUGCCUGGGUGGAGAAAAAGACAGAAGGAAAGAUUGUAAACAUGCUCUCUGAAGGAGCUGUAGACCCAAUGACAAAACUUUUUCUUGUGAGUGCAAUUUAUUUCAUGGGGGACUGGCAAAAAAAGUUCAGAAUUCAUAACACUAAAGAAGCACAAUUCAGACUCAACAAGAAAGACACUACGACAGUGAUGAUGAUGUAUAAGAGUGCAAAAUUUAACUAUGCUUUAUUGCCUGAUGUAAAUGCUCAAAUUAUUGAGUUGCCAUAUCUUGGUGGAGAUUUGAGCAUGUUUGUCCUGCUGCCCAAAGAUAUUGAAGAUGAAUCCACUGGACUUGAAGAGAUUGAAAAACAACUUACUUAUGAAAACCUUAUGAAGUGGACCAGUAAGGAGAAUUUACAUUACACCAAAAUGAAUUUGUAUCUGCCAAGAUUCAAAAUGGAAGAAACUUACAAUCUUAAAAAAUAUCUGUCAAGUAUGGGUAUGACGGAUGUCUUUCACACCAGUAAAUGUGACCUGAGUGGAAUAUCCAGCUCUCAAGGUUUAUACGUGUCAGAGGUGAUUCACAAAGCUUUUGUGGAUGUGAAUGAAGAAGGCACUGUUGCAGCCGCGGCUACUGGCCUCUUAAUGAAACCCAUGUGUUAUGUUUUCCCAAAAGUCUUUAAAGCUGAUCACCCAUUCAUAUUCUUUAUUAGGCACAAUAAGUCUAAUUCCAUUCUUUUCUCUGGCAGAGUUUGCUCUCCCUGAACGACUAUGUCUACCUUUCUCUAAAUGUCUACAUUUUUUAUCAGUGCUGCAAUUCUGGCAUAAUCAAUAUUCUACUUUUUAAAGUGCCAGAAACAUAAUUUUUUAAAGUUAUACAGGGUUUUAUAUAUAAUAUUUUCUAUUUGCCUAAUCCUGUUGAGUCUGUCUGUGUAUAACGCAUGUUGAAAAAAAAAUUAUGGACUUUUGGAAAUUCCAAAUGUGCCUUUUGGUAAAUUCUGUUAAAAUUCAUUCCUAUAGCUGUAUAAUGAUAAAUGCAUAUUAUGAAAAGAAGGUAACAAAACAAAGACAGAAGUGGAAUUAUUAACUAAUUAUUGUACUGCAUUUUACAUUAAACAAAGAUAUAUAAACAUUUUUUAAUUUUUAACUAAAGCUGUCCAACUUAUUGCAAAUAUGUUUUCAUGCAUUAAAACAAUGUAAUUCUUCUAUUGCGUAUAAAUUCUUGUCUAUGUAGUUUUACAGACUUUAAGCCAUUUGUCAUCAUUAGUAUGUACUAACCAGUGGACAUGUUUGUACUGAUGAAGAAUAAAAUCAGUUACAUUAUGGUGGAAAUGAUUUCUAUUUUUUAUGUUUGUGAUGUUCUAAGCUUCUGAUACUUUGUUGCUCAAAUCCGCCACUGCACAUUUUUGAUAUGAUCAUAACUAUUAGAAGAUGAAUGUUUAAAAUCAUGCCUUUCAAGACUGUUUUUGUGAAAGGUCAUGUCAGCCAAACUAAGGUAAUCCACAACUUUAAAUGACAUGAAAUACAUAAACAGCCAAUUGCAAAGGGUAAGAGAUAGUUCAUUUUUUGUCAUAUUCUGGUCAAACAUACU
Messenger RNA from Erpetoichthys calabaricus (reedfish), 2125 nucleotides. RefSeq names its product leukocyte elastase inhibitor A-like. The transcript has 7 exons. The record is from RefSeq and is a predicted model, not a curated record. Bases 157 to 1299 code for a protein of 380 amino acids. Gene Ontology annotation, biological process: negative regulation of endopeptidase activity. NCBI's taxonomy places the organism in Eukaryota, Metazoa, Chordata, Cladistia, Polypteriformes, Polypteridae. Gene Ontology annotation, molecular function: serine-type endopeptidase inhibitor activity.